UGUCUCAAAGCACAGAAGAACACAAGACAAACAAGAUGAACAGCUCCCUUGCCAAUGUCUCCGUCAAGUGCGUCCGGGAUAUCAGCGUGACCUCGGUGGUGUUUCCCUGCCUGUACAGCGUCCUCUUCAUAUUCGCCCUGCUGCUUAAUUUCAUAGCAGCGUGGAUUUUCUUCAGCAUUCCGAGCAAGUCCACAUUCACGGUUUUUCUAAAGAAUGUGGUGGUGGCUGACUUGUUAAUGACGUUGACCAUCCCCCUGAAGGUCCUAACUGACGCCGGCGUGGGUUCGGGUCCGCUGCGGGCCUUCCACUGCCGUUACUCGGCCGUACUCUUCUACAUCACCAUGUACAUCAGCAUCAUCUUGCUAGGCCUCAUCAGCCUUGACCGCUACCUGAAGAUAGUCCGGCCCUUUGGCAAAGGUGCCCUGCAGCGGGUCUGGGUCAGCAAAGUGCUGAGUGCUUCUGUGUGGGUGGUCAUAUUGUCUUUAGCGCUGCCCAAUGUGAUUCUAAGCAACCAGCCGCCACGCUACUCUAACGGACGAGUCAAGUGCACCUCCAUGAAGAGCCAGGCCGGCCUGUUGUGGCAUGAAGGAUUCAACUACUUCUGUCAGGUGAUCUUCUGGGGAACGCUGGCCCUGAUGGUGUUCUGCUACACGUUCAUCAGCAAGAAGGUGUAUGAGUCAUACAAAGCCUCAAAGAGCAGCUCUCAGGCAGCCAGUCGCCGAACCAAGGCCAAAGUCUUUGUUGUGGUUGCCGUCUUCUUCAUCUGCUUCGCCCCCUUCCACUUUACGCGAGUUCCCUACACUCUGACGCAGACCCGCAACACCAUCAGCCAGUGCCGGAUGAAGAACGGGCUUUUCAUCGCCAAGGAGACCACGCUGUGGCUGUCGGCCACCAAUGUGUGUCUGGACCCACUUAUUUACAUGUUCCUGUGCAGCACGUUCAGGAGGAGACUCAGAUCCACGCUCAGACGCAAGCCCCUACCCAAGGGAGACUCCCCCACUGCCACGUCCACGCAGCUGGAGAUGUCGCAGAUUGCAAAUAACAACAGAGUAAUACACGCUAGCCCACCAAAAUAACACACUGGAACUAUCUAAUAGUCUCAUACAUCUAAUUAGAUAGUGCUUUGAAAAUGGUGGGAAACCUUAAAAAUGAAGGUGAUUGGUCAAAUGAUAGAUAUGUUGUCCAAUUUUGAUAAAACUACCACUAUGGCAACAUCAAAGCUAAUAUUGUAGCUUCUCAGAUGGCAUUGUUUAUAAGUUUCUAGUUUAACUUAUGUGAUAUCUAAACCCGGCGGCACGGUGGGCGACUGGUUAGAGCGUCAGCCUCACAGUUCUGAGGACCCGGGUUCAAUCCCCGGCCCCGCCUGUGUGGAGUUUGCAUGUUCUCCCCGUGCCUGCGUGGGUUUUCUCCGGGCACUCCGGUUUCCUCCCACAUCCCAAAAACAUGCAUUAAUUGGAGACUCUAAAUUGCCCGUAGGCAUGACUGUGAGUGUGAAUGGUUGUUUGUUUCUGUGUGCCCUGCGAUUGGCUGGCAACCAGUUCAGGGUGUACCCUGCCUCCUGCCCGAUGACAGAUGGGAUAGGCUCCAGCACGCCCGCGACCCAAGUGAGGAGAAGCGGCUCAGAAAAUGGAUGGAUGGAUAUCUAAACCCGGCCCCUUGCUACCUCCUCAAACAAUUGCUGAUUGGUUCGAUAAUUGACGGGCAGAGUCAAUGUUAAGGAAAUAUAAUAUGAAAACUGACUUUUUCAUCGAUAGUAUAGAUCAACAUGAACAUAAGGGACAAUGCAGAUGCUGCAAGGAAAAAAUGUCACUGCAGCAGAUCAUGACAUUGCAACAAUGACCACGCUGUUCCUGCCACACAAUGUCAUUGUCAACUUCCUGAGCUCUAAUCUCCUUGAACCUACACUUUCCCUCUGUAAACUCAAAGGCAAACAUUUAGUCAGCACAUAUGCAUAUGCGCACUGCUUAGACUACAGCUGAGAAGAAAAUGGUUGUUUUUGUAUUUUAAAUGACGUUUAUGUUUCAUUUAGGAUGUAAUAAUUUCUGUUGCAUUUUAGCAGGAUUGUACAAUUCAUGCUUGAUUUAAUCAUUAAUUGAUUUUCACAAAACAAAACUGCACAAAACUGUGAGUCAAGAGCCAGUUUGAGCACUGCCUGGAAUCCAGUGGCUUUGUUGUACCCACCCUGCCAGCACCCAUAAAGCAAGAUAAUCGGGACAAAUUUGAAAUUUGUUUUCCCCUUUCCGAUCAAUGUCGGCAAAAGCCAGGUUACCAGAUGUCUCUGAAAUAUUAUGCUGAGCAAUUAUCCACUGGUGUGGGGAGUGUUAAGAGUGAUUUUUCCUUUUCCAAUUGGUCGGGAGCUGACAAUCGUAAAUGUUGAAUCUGUUCAAUAUAUACAGUUGCAAAUUGUCUUGUGUGUAGUCACCACGAUUUUUAGGCGAGGCAUCGUUAUGUCAGCCAUCUCAAGUACAACAUACACAAUUUGAAUAGUAAGAACACACGAUUUUUUUCCCCAGCCAUGAGUGGGGUCUGUCACAUUCUAAAAAUCAGUUAAGAUGUAAAAAAUAUGUACAUGUACCCCACUGUUUUUUUUAGUAACCUGUGUUAUUGUAAAAGUAUUGAACAUACUGUAUAUGUGAUGUACUGUGUCAUAUGUUUAUUACGAAACACGUAAGUGGGGUACACGGUACACACAUACCGACAAUCGGGUCAAAUAUGAGCAUUUUCCCUCCCUUGCGAUCAAAGUCAGCAAAGGCGUGAUUGUCGGAUGUCUCUAAAAGAUUAUGAUGAGUGAUUAUUCUGCGGUCUGGGGUGUGUUGAGAGUGAUUUAUUUCUUUGGUCACCUGUGUUACUGUAAUAUUUGACAAAUAUUGAACGUAUCAUAAUUUUAUCAGCAAACACGAAACAGAACAACCUACUUUCAUGUUACUGCUUUCAGUUGCACAUUUGCAGGUGA
Messenger RNA from Phycodurus eques (leafy seadragon), 2953 nucleotides. RefSeq names its product purinergic receptor P2Y13 (gene p2ry13). NCBI's taxonomy places the organism in Eukaryota, Metazoa, Chordata, Actinopteri, Syngnathiformes, Syngnathidae. The transcript is spliced from 4 exons. The coding region runs from base 36 to 1076 and encodes 346 amino acids. The record is from RefSeq and is a predicted model, not a curated record. Gene Ontology annotation, molecular function: G protein-coupled purinergic nucleotide receptor activity. Gene Ontology annotation, biological process: G protein-coupled receptor signaling pathway; negative regulation of adenylate cyclase activity. Gene Ontology annotation, cellular component: membrane.